Molecule: messenger RNA, 708 nt
Organism: Zasmidium cellare ATCC 36951
Lineage: Eukaryota; Fungi; Ascomycota; Dothideomycetes; Mycosphaerellales; Mycosphaerellaceae
Exons: 1
Coding region: 1-708 (235 amino acids)
Biological process (GO): L-phenylalanine catabolic process; glutathione metabolic process
Cellular component (GO): cytoplasm; mitochondrion
Molecular function (GO): glutathione transferase activity; maleylacetoacetate isomerase activity
Source: RefSeq, a predicted model, not a curated record
AUGAGUCUUGAAACGACUUUAGCUGCCCCUUUCGAAGGCGAGCUUGUCCUAUAUACUUACUUCCGUUCAUCUUGCUCCUGUCGUGUCCGAACAGCUUGUCAGCUAAAGGGCACACCACUGUCAUACCACUAUGUCAAUCUUCUUAAAGGCGAACAGCAAGCCCAGCCAUAUCUUGACGAGGUCAAUCCGAAUGGCCUCGUGCCCGCCCUCCAGGUCAGGAAUGCUUCCGGGAAGACUGUAGCGACCAUCUCGCAGUCCGUUGCAAUCUUGGAGUUCUUGGAAGAAGCAGUCCCUUCAAAGAGAUCGCUGUUACCAUCGGAUCCAUUCCAACGAGCUCGUGUCCGGGAAUUGGUGAAUAUCGUGGCUUGCGAUAUCCAGCCGCCUACGAACCUGAGGAUCCUCAAAAGGGUGAAUGGGCUUGGAGUUACGAAUCAGGAGUGGUUUCGCGAGUACAUGGAGCGGCCGCUGGCGGCAUACGAGAAGAUUUUGCGAGAUACCGCGGGGAAAUAUUCGGUCGGUGAUGAGGUAUCGCUGGCUGAUGUGUGCUUGGUGCCGGCGAUUGAAAAUGCACUGAGGUGGGAGGUUGAUAUGGCGAAGUUCCCGAAGGUGAUGAACGUCUUCGAGACGAUUAGGAACUUGCCAGAGUUCCGGGCGGCGGACUGGCGACAUCAGGAGGACACGCCGGAAAAUCUGAAGGUGAAGGACUAG